AUGGCGGCCGAGGCCGCGGAUGCCCCCCCGGGCGGGGUCGAGCCGGCGCUCAGCUGCUUCUCCUUCAAUCAGGACUGCACAUCCCUAGCGAUCGGAACCAAAGCCGGUUAUAAGCUGUUCUCCUUGAGUUCCGUGGAGCAGCUGGACCAAGUUCAUGGAAGCAAUGAGAUCCCGGACGUCUACAUAGUAGAGCGCCUCUUCUCCAGUAGCCUGGUGGUGGUGGUGAGUCACACGAAGCCCCGCCAGAUGAACGUGUACCACUUCAAAAAGGGCACCGAGAUCUGUAACUACAGCUACUCCAGCAACAUCCUGUCCAUACGGCUGAACCGGCAAAGGCUGCUGGUAUGCCUGGAGGAAUCUAUCUACAUUCACAACAUCAAAGACAUGAAGCUCCUAAAGACCAUCCUGGACAUCCCUGCCAACCCGACAGGUCUCUGUGCCCUGUCGAUCAACCAUUCCAAUUCCUACUUGGCCUAUCCUGGAAGCCUGGUGAGAGGAGAGAUCGUGCUCUAUGACGGAAAUGCCCUGAAAACCGUCUGUACUAUCGCUGCCCACGAGGGGCUGCUGGCCGCCAUUACCUUUAACUCAGCGGGCUCCAAGCUGGCGAGCGCAUCGGAGAAGGGCACAGUCAUCCGGGUGUUCUCAGUGCCUGACGGGCAGAAGCUGUAUGAGUUCCGGAGGGGAAUGAAAAGGUAUGUGACCAUCAGCUCUCUGGUGUUCAGCAUGGAUUCACAAUUCCUCUGCGCCUCCAGCAACACCGAGACCGUGCACAUCUUCAAGCUGGGCCACGUUACCGACAGCCACCCAGAGGAGCCCGCCACCUGGAGCGGUUACAUGGGCAAGGUGUUCAUGGUUGCUGCCAAUUACCUCCCCGCCCAAGUGUCAGACAUGAUGAGUCAGGACAGGGCCUUCGCCACCGGACGUCUGAAUUUCUCCGGGCAAAGGAACAUCUGUACCCUGUCAACGAUCCAGAAAUUGCCCAGACUGCUGGUUGCAUCCUCCGAUGGACAUCUCUACAUAUACAACCUGGACCCUCAGGAUGGUGGAGAGUGCGUUUUAAUCAAGACCCACAGCCUGCUUGGCUCAGCAACAGCAGAGGAGCUUAAAGAAAAUGACCUCAGACCUUCCUUACCUCAGUCUUACGCAGCAACUGUAGCCAGACCUAGCUUAUCUUCAGCCUCCACGGUGCCAGGUUAUUCUGAGGACGGCGGGGCGCUCCGAGGAGAGGUUAUUCCUGAGCAUGAGUUUGCUACGGGACCAGUGUGUCUGGAGGACGAGAAUGAAUUCCCCCCUAUAAUCUUGUGCCGUGGAAGUCAGAAGGGCAGAUCGAAGCAGUCAUGA
Molecule: messenger RNA, 1341 nt
Organism: Chrysochloris asiatica (Cape golden mole)
Lineage: Eukaryota; Metazoa; Chordata; Mammalia; Afrosoricida; Chrysochloridae
Gene: WIPI1
Product: WD repeat domain, phosphoinositide interacting 1
Exons: 13
Coding region: 1-1341 (446 amino acids)
Biological process (GO): protein lipidation; nucleophagy; protein localization to phagophore assembly site
Cellular component (GO): cytosol; phagophore assembly site membrane; extrinsic component of membrane
Molecular function (GO): phosphatidylinositol-3-phosphate binding; phosphatidylinositol-3,5-bisphosphate binding; protein binding
Source: RefSeq, a predicted model, not a curated record